CCACGGUCUCAUCUUCAGGUCCUGCCUCCCAGGCUCAAAGCUGGCUCCGUGGAGGACACAGGGACAUGAGAGACGUGCCACAGACCCACCUUCUGGCCUUCUCCCUCCUCUGCCUCCUCUCAAAGGUGUGUGCCCAGCUGUGCCCGACGCCGUGUGCCUGCCCCUGGCCACCACCCCGAUGCCCACUGGGGGUGCCCCUGGUGUUGGACGGCUGCAGCUGCUGUCAGGUGUGCGCACGGCGGCUGGGGGAGCCCUGCGACCAUCUCCACGUCUGCGACCCCAACCAGGGCCUGGUCUGCCAGCCCAGGGCGGGCCCUGGUGGCCGAGGGGCCGUGUGCCUCUGGGGAGAGGAUGAUGGGAGCUGCGAGGUGAACGGCCGCCUGUACCGGGAUGGGGAGACCUUCCAGCCCCACUGCAGGAUUCUCUGCCACUGUCAGGACGGCGGCUUCACCUGUGUGCCCCUGUGCACUGAGGACGUUCGGCUGCCCAGCUGGGACUGCCCGCACCCCAGGAGGGUUGAGGUCCCUGGCAAGUGCUGCCCUGAGUGGCUGUGUGACCAGCGAGGGGAGCUGGGGGUCCAGCCCCUCCCAGCCCAAGGACCCCGGUUUUCUGGCCUUGUCGCUCCCCCACCCCCUGGCGCCCCUUGCCCAGAGUGGAGCACGGCCUGGGGCCCCUGCUCAACCACCUGUGGGCUGGGCGUGGCCACUCGGGUGUCCAACCAGAACCGCCUCUGCCGACUGGAGACCCAGCGCCGCCUGUGCCUGCCUGGGCCCUGUCCACCUGCCAGGGGCCGCGGCCCAUGGAACAGUGCCUUUUAGAGCAGGCCUGGGAAUCUGGAGGUUCCGUGCCCGCCCUCCCCAGCAGGCAAGCCAGUGCUUGGGCCCUGAGCAGAAGGCAGAUGGCCCCUCCCCGCCCCCUUGGCUGGGGCAACGACAUCCAGGCCCCGGAGGACAAGAAUGUUCACAAGUCAUCUGGUCCACCUGGACCCUGAGAUAGAGCCGGGAUGUCUGCCCCAGUCCCCCUUCCUCUACCUCACAGCCUAGGCUGGCCAAGGUUUCCAGAGUCUUCUGGUCCAUUCCCAGCCUCCACACAGCCUUUAUCAAACAUGUGCAUAGGCAAGCUUUCCAGCAGAUAGGGCAACCAGCUGUCCCUUAAUCAUUAGGCCGAGGCAGGUGCUGGGCUGGACUGGCUAUUUUUCCGGGGGUUUGGUGAAAAGGGGCAGGCAGAUAUUCUGAAUCUCCUGCUUCCUUUCCUGGAGUGACAUAAAAACGUCCCCAAAUACAUGCCUGUGCAAGAGCUUGUAGGUCCGGCUUAUGCUGUCUGAGAAAGCCUGCCCCAUCCAGGGCAGAAUUCAGAGGCUGUGUGCUUUGUGAAAAUCACAAGGUGAAAUCACACUGUCUUGAAGAAAGUCAGAAAACAGGCCUGAGAGUGAUCCCUUAAACCCAACUUGUAUUAUUAAGAAUGAACCUUUCUCAGGCACCUGCAAUGUGCCAGGCGCUGAGCUAGACUCUUUAUAUAUAGGUUGGUGCUUUGCAACAUUUAAGACCAGAGAAAAGUAGGGGAGAAUGAAGGAUAGCC
This is a messenger RNA of Neomonachus schauinslandi (Hawaiian monk seal), 1578 nucleotides long. It is a transcript of the gene CCN5, whose product is annotated as cellular communication network factor 5. The record is from RefSeq and is a predicted model, not a curated record. Gene Ontology annotation, molecular function: integrin binding; heparin binding. The coding region runs from base 66 to 818 and encodes 250 amino acids. The transcript is spliced from 5 exons. Gene Ontology annotation, cellular component: extracellular region; extracellular matrix. Gene Ontology annotation, biological process: signal transduction; cell adhesion. Lineage: Eukaryota; Metazoa; Chordata; Mammalia; Carnivora; Phocidae.